GAGAGAGAGAGAGAAGAGAGGGAAGACGAUGAGAACAGAGAGAGAAAAUUAAAUUUGACUUGCUUUGUAAGAUUGCCAAAAACGAGGCCCCGUUACAAUUCAAAAAAUAACGGAGGCACGUGCAAGGCAUGUGAUUUUUUAUUCCAGCAAACAACAGUUUAUUCCUCUUCUGCCCUCCUAUAUGCUUCCUUCACCCAUAGGUGUUAUGCGCCCAGACUCCUGAAUAACUUCAAUUCUUGAUUCCUCUAGAGAGAAAAAAAUAAAUAAAUAGAAAAAAAAAAAAAUUGUUCUACUGGCAAAGGUUCAGUUGGGGUUUAAGGAAGAAGUAGCCGUAGCAAGCGAGAGAAUUUUAGAGGUUGAUUGAAUAUGUGGCAAUGGCGGAUUUCAAAAUUGAGCACCAAUUCAAAAGUAAGGAGGUUAUCAACUUCACUCAAAUCUAAAUUUGAAGAUGAAGGUUCAUGGUCUUAUUCUACUCAAUGGUGGGGCUCUGAUUCUGAUCACCAUUCUCACUCCGUCUUUCGAGCUACUUCUUCUCAUGGAAACGGUGUCGUCUCCGUCCUUGCUUACCCUUCUUCCUUACCUGCUGCAAAUCGUUGGCCGAAAACAGAAGAAUGGCUUAGGAAAAGAUAUGCCGAAGUAUGUUCUGAUGCUAAACAUGAUGAAUGCUUCAAAGUACUUGGUUACCAAUGGCGUGUGCUUCGAUUUAAUGAUGUUACACGCCAGAGUGCUGUAAAAGUUAUGGCAGCUAUAAAAAUGUCUGAUUCUAGUUCUGUAUACUACAUGCAGCAACCUCAUGUUCUGGCUGUUCCCUAUACGAAGAGUAUGGUAGCAGCUGGAUUCACUGCAUUAUCGUCUACUAAAUAUGAUCUUGUGAAUGCAGUCAAUGGAAAGAAGCAAAUGCGUGUCUUAUGUGUAGGUCAUGGUGGAGGAAGUUUACCAUUAUUUAUUGCUUCUAAAAUUCAAGGUGCUGUUAUUGACAUUGUUGAAAUAGACCCUCUUGUUAUUUCAACUUCAAUUCAUGCAAUGGGCUUUCCAUCAUUUUCAGUUGCAGUUCCUUCAGGUUGCCAUGCUCUUUCAAAACCCAAUACAAUGGAUGAAGUCCUAUGGAAAGGUGUCCAUGAGAGACUUUUCCUCUACGAAUCAGAUGUUGAGAAGUUCAUUCUCAACACAGAAAAUGUGUAUGACAUUAUCUUUAUUGAUGCAUAUGAUGGAAAUGAUAUUUUUCCUCGCAAGCUAUGGGACCCAGAUUCUCCAUUCCUUUUAGCCCUUGGCAGUAAACUCAAUCCUUGUCAUGGCACCGUUGUAGUGAAUCUUCAUUCUGAUGAUGAUGUGAGUGCUGAUGCACCAGUUGCUGCUCUCCACCAGCUAGUUCUGCCUAUGAGGAAAUAUGUUUCUAGAGUCUGCCAAGCAUACAAGGAUAUGUUGGUGGGUAAAGAAAGUUCAUCUAGUAACAAACAACUUCCUGGAGUGGGGUUCACUAUUUCAGUUCCUUGGGUGUGCAACACAACCCUCGUUCUGUGUAGAGGUUUUGGUGUGGAUGCUGGAAGCUUGGACCAAGAUUCGGUUUUGAGUUCCCUCAUGUCCAAAUCUCUUGAAGUAGACAAGGAUUUAAACAUGCCAUUUUCAUGUUUACAGUAUAUAAAUAGAAGUUUUCGUCUGCGUGGUUGAUAUCUUAGAUGCGUUGGAAAAAUAAACUUUUUCAUUGUGGAAUGUUUGUGAGGUUUUCCAGUGACACAAACACAUUCUCCCUAGAUUUUGCCGGCAAGCUGGUUUUGUUGCUUGCAGAUUAUGAGAUUGUGUGGCAGACUUGGUAAUCAUCAUGAAGAAAUCGAACACAUGCACCAAAGGUUUGAAAUCUCUUCUAAUUAUGCUGUUUAUGCUGAGUCUGCUCUUGUCAGGAUCUUGUAAUUGGGAACUCAGAGCACUUAGCAUUCAUAUAUUUAAUUAAUUGCUCAAAUAAUCAAGCACCUAUGACCUAUGCUUUUAGUACUCAUUGCUGUUCAGCACUUCAGCCUUUGAAGAAGACUGCAUUGGACAUUUAGUUUUGCUCAAAUUACUGAAUUUGUGCAGUGAAACUCUCCACAAGUUGGUCUUCUUUUACCUUGCAUGCCAUUACUGCUAAUAGGCUGCAGUUAUCUUGAUGCAUUGUUAAUUAAUGUUAUGUAUGCAUCAUUUCUGUUCACAACUGGAUUUGUGAGCCGUCAUAUUUAUUAAUCUGAUUGAAUGGGAUGGUAUUUCCAUGCAGAAGCUCUUCAACUGAGAUCUUUAAUUAGUUAAUUCUUGUUUUGUUUUUCCUUUUAAAAAAUUUUGAUCUAUUUUUUAGUGUAAAGAUCUUUGAGAAGUUGAUGGUCUAUGAACUUGCUCAUUUGAGAAUGCAUAUGGCCGAUAUAGCAUAUAGGUACUUUAGCUUCCCUCUCUAUCCUUGUAUGAAUUGCAACAUUUGUUUUAUUGCUUUGUCCUAAAAUUAGAUUACUUAAAAUUGUUAACUUUUAAAGCCUCAUUUAUCAUCUUAUGAGUAAUAAUAGUUUGGGUCACUAACUCUCACAUUCAAUAAAAAUGAUC
Messenger RNA from Chenopodium quinoa (quinoa), 2562 nucleotides. RefSeq lists its product as uncharacterized. The coding region runs from base 367 to 1668 and encodes 433 amino acids. The transcript has 4 exons. The record is from RefSeq and is a predicted model, not a curated record. NCBI's taxonomy places the organism in Eukaryota, Viridiplantae, Streptophyta, Magnoliopsida, Caryophyllales, Amaranthaceae.